Eleginops maclovinus (Patagonian blennie) is the source of this 6594-nucleotide messenger RNA. It is a transcript of the gene ammecr1, whose product is annotated as AMMECR nuclear protein 1. Bases 1055 to 2059 code for a protein of 334 amino acids. NCBI's taxonomy places the organism in Eukaryota, Metazoa, Chordata, Actinopteri, Perciformes, Eleginopidae. The transcript has 6 exons. The record is from RefSeq and is a predicted model, not a curated record.
GCUACGCAGAAUGUGUAAGAACUGGGCGCAAAGCAUUUUCUGAAUCCGAUCCGGCGUGCCCACGACAACGAUGCCUGUGCCCACCGACUGAUCACAGUGCUUUACCCGGACAGCACUGAAUGGUAGCAGCUAAGAGACGGGUGAGGAGCGAGGGUUGCCAAACCCGGAGGAUAUCUCACGGCUCACGGACUAGAAUGCUCUUCUAUGUAUAUCCCCAUAAACGGAUGACAACCUCCAAACCAUCCUAUACUGAAAACUUUCACUUCUGCAUUUGACGUGGUGCUCUUAUUGAGGGUUCUUUCCUAACGGGGUCCAUCAUGCCGGUGCAAACUGUGGGCCAACGUUACUGAAAUGACUUGCUCGGCGCUGACGCGUUUCACUGUGCCAAGCCAACCCCGCAGUGUCAGAUGCCAUUUUAUUCUGCGCUAUUCUAGAACCUGGAAUUCCAUCAUACUGGGCCUGUUGUGUAACUAGAAGUUCGCGAGGCAGUUGCAAACAAGCUGGUGCAAUGAAACGCUACUCUCGGCCGGGCAUUGUGCGCAAUUUGUGCUAAAGCUUAUGGGUCCUGCGUACUCCAGCUCCCGGCUUACACUUGGAGAGGUGUGCUGCUGGGCUACAGCGCACUGGCUGUCAGCUUCACAUCUGGACCGCCUUGGUACUGACAACUGCGGCCUGUUCGGACUGUGCACUCCCUGAACUUGUAUGUUUACUGACUGACAUCGCCUCGGCUGGUGUCGUGUUAGGGAGAAGGAGUGCAUAUUUGACUGGGAUUUGACGUUAUCGGUGAUCCAACGGAACACCGUUGUUCAAAGCUGGACUGGCUGACUACUCAAGAAAAAAAUGCUUAUCCAGCUAUGGAUUUUGCGUAGCGAAAUCACGCAUUUUUAACGGCAACGCUAGGGUGACAUUGCAGUCUUCUCACCACAUCGGUUAUUUCGUCCUCCGUAAAAAAAAUAAAAGAGUGAAAGUGGAUUACUGUCCGUCAUACGUAUCAACGCAGUGGGAUUUCUACGUCUGGUCGGCGUUCCCCCCCACCCUUCCCGCGGUGACGGUUAUGGGUCGGAAGCGGUGUGUCGGUGCAGAUUGUUCCAAGAUGGCGGCCGGGUGCUGCGGGGUGAAGAAGCAGAAACUGUCGGGAUCGCCCGGGUCGGGGGGUCCUGGCGGGGUGGGGGCGGGAAGCGGGGUGGCAGGAACCGGACAUUGUGGCUCGGAGUUGGGGAUUGGCUCCUCCGCGACCGUUGCAGCAGCGGCGAACGUGAGCAGAGCCAACGGCCUGGGGGGACCCGGGGGUAACGUUAGCGGCAGCAGUAGUAGUAGUGGUAGCAGCGGCACGAACGCUCUGUCCCCAGUCCCGGCCGGUUACUCUUCAUCCGGCCUCUCCCCGAAUCUCAGCUCGGGACCCGGUUCGGGCAGUGGAGGCAGAAAGAUGGUUGUCUCAGCGGAGAUGUGCUGCUUCUGUUUCGACGUGCUUUAUUGCCAUCUGUACGGAUACCAACCUCCGAGAACACCCAGGUUUACAAAUGAUCCCUACCCGCUGUUUGUCACGUGGAAAAUAGGCAGAGACAAGCGGUUGAGGGGUUGUAUAGGUACAUUUUCUGCCAUGAACCUGCACUCAGGACUCAGGGAGUACACCCUUACCAGUGCCCUUAAAGACAGCCGCUUCCCCCCUAUGACAAGGGAUGAGCUGCCUCGCCUCUUCUGCUCAGUGUCUCUUCUCACCAACUUUGAAGACGUCGGUGAUUACCUUGACUGGGAGGUGGGUGUUCACGGUAUUAGGAUAGAGUUUUUCAAUGAAAAAGGUUCAAAGCGCACCGCCACCUAUCUACCAGAGGUUGCAAAGGAGCAAGGUUGGGACCACAUUCAAACCAUAGAUUCCUUACUACGAAAGGGAGGAUACAAAGCUCCCAUCACAAAUGACUUCAGGAAGACCAUUAAGUUAACCAGGUACCGUAGCGAGAAGUUGACAAUGGGUUAUGCAGAGUACAUCGCCCACCGCCAGCACCAUCACUACCAGAACGGCAUCGGGCACCCUCUACCACCCUACAACCAUUAUUCCUGACAGCGAGCCGCAUGACCAAUCACUGGACCUCUCCGCGGACCUUUUCCCUGGAGAGCCCGCCCCCUCCUGGUCUAGCUAUUUCUACUACUGUACCAUUUUAUGAUGAUAGUUUCCGUUGCCAUGCUGGCCGUCUCCCAGACGUUGACAUGGCAACGGGGUGGCAACUGAAGCAUCAUUUGCUCAUGGCAAGAAAUCCACAUUUCUUUUUCUUUGCCUGUGGUUACGUUUUUGCAGCAUAUGUAUACCAAUAUCUAUAACCCCCCCUAUUCAUAACAUUUUUGAAAACCAAUAUUCGAUUUGAUUAAUCUUAACGACUUUUCAGCAAACCUAAUCAGGUGUUUGAUUCUGUGGAUGGAAGGAAGUCUCUUACGGUGGAUUAGUGUAGCGCGUAUAUUAUUUAGGCUUUGCUAAAAAUGUAUCAUUGUGUUAUUUUUUCUUUUAUUCUUUAUCUUUCUAUCCAGGCCAUGUAGCAAGGCAACGGUGGUUUUCAAAGGCUGUGUCGUCUCUAUUCUGAUUCCUCUCAACAGGAAAAACCUUGACUGUUGAGCUUUAUAAACUCGUGUAGUGUCGUAGUUGGAACUAUAUACUGGGAUCUGUAUUCUCCAAAGUAUAGAUAGUAGGAUUGUGAUGCCCUUUUUGCUGGUAGUGUUAAUCUUUUGAGUUUGCAUUCUUGUGUGUAUUUCUGUGUGUGGAUAUAGAUUCUGGUCUUCCACAAGAUGGAGAAACCAGUGAGAUUGAAAUUAGAAAUCGGAUUUUAACCUAAAGACUCCCUAGAUUUUAUCUUUUUUGAAAGCUCCCCCCCUUAAAAUUGUAGUGUUUUGUGGUGGAAAUUGUAGUCCUUGAACUGAGUAUUUUUGUUAAAUGUGGACGAAGCCAUUGUGUCUGAGGAUAAUCACAGGGGGAUUUCUUAGUUAUCUACACAACGGGACAAGUUGCUCUGAUUUCCCUGAAUUGGAAGGUAGGAGCAAGCGUAACUCCAGGUCCCUAGAUUUAAAAAAACAAAGCAUGAAAAAUGUAAUUUAAAUUUACUGUCUUUUUACGGAGCUUACUGGCAGGGAGUCACUUGUCAGGGACACGCAAAAAAAAAAGCCAUAAAAUCUCUUUUUACUCCACUUUGAAAGAGUCUUGUUUGCGUACCAAUUUAAAGGAAUUUUGGGUUUCCAACAUCUGAAUGCAAACUCGCACCCUCACUGAAUGCUAGCCCAACCCCGAGGUUUCAGUCAUCUGUUGUAUAUUGCCCGUGUCGUCGUGGAAACAUUGUCUUGCCUCUUCAGAGUAUAGUUAACCAUUUUGUCACUUGUUCACUAAGUAUGAUGUAUUGAAACUGUCAUUUUGAAUGAAGACGCACCACGUGACGCACAAAGGAGGUGUCAUUCCCGUUCCUCUGUCGUUUAGAUGUGCAUGUGAUCGCAUCUUUUAGAAGUAGUUGUUGAAACUGCACUUUCACCAUUCUCUGCGAGAUCUUGUGGUCCGCUAAUGUUUGUUGUCACUAGGUCAGAGCAAAAACACAGUUGAAUUGGUUACAGCGCAAUCCGUGCCCUUGCAGUUAAAGUCUACAGAACAAGCCAGGGCUUUGUAAGAACUUAAGAAGCCAUUUCCCAUCCAAAUAUCACUCGUUGUGAGUCACAUCCACACACAAUAGGCUAGUUGGACUAACUUUUCUAGAAUGUUUUUUGAGGAUCGUGUGGCUUUCAGUUCUGCACUGGAGUGUUGUGCUAGGUUCUUGUAACUUGACAUGGUUUUGGUAACAGCCUUUACUAACUGACAGGUUCUUUUGUUUUCUUUAUGCAAAAAAAUGUCAAGGGCUUUUGGCACUCCAUCCACAGUAACCCGAAAUGACCCAGAUUUAAGUUGUGUUGCCUUAAAAGAAUGAUUUGAUAAAUGAUGGGCCAACGGAUGAUGCUCUGACUGUUCCUCUGUCCCGUGGUUUCCCAGCUCCAAUCUUCCCACCACAGUGUAGGAAAGGCUCUUUCCUCACUUGAAUGCUAAUAUUAAGUUAGACAUAUGGGGGCUCCUGUAUGCCUGCAGUGCCCUGUUAGCUUGCCCAGCUGCUGGUCCUCCAUUCUUUUUUUAAAGCCCCACAUAAACACAUUCUGUUAAAAUAAUGUCGGGGCUCUGUGAUGUCGUUACCCUUAGUGUGUAGAAACCACGGGAGCACCGUCUCCUUGAUAAAUACACACUACAUGAUGAAUAGGAACAGUCACGCCUUCGUCCCCCGGCCCAUUUUAAUACAGCACAACCUGAAUUCUUCUGCUGCAAAAACCAAAUUGACCAUGCUCUUUUACAUAUAUGUCUUUGUGUACACAUGCAAUGUAUUCAGUUGCAUGUACGUAUGAGUAUGAGACCUAUGGUUUUAUCCAUGAUAUGCUUGAUCUAUGGCUUAGACGCUCUUAUUAACCAUUAAGAGAUUUAAAAGACAAAUAUGGUGCUAUCAGACCUCAUAUUGGGGUGGUCACGCGCUCGUGACUGGUCAUGCGGACUCAUCGAUCAUAUCAUACUUUAAAGAUGCUGCAUGUAAGAUUUUCUCUUUUAGAGUGUCGCCGUGAAAUGGCGGCAAGUUGUUAAAUACCGAGAGAUUUGACCGGCGCAAGCGGUAGAGAAGAAUCUGUGCUUUCGUUAGGGUGACUUCCCUAUGGGAAAAACAGAGUGAUAUUCUUACCCAUAUAAUGAAGAAGGAAAAAGCCCCCACAGCAAACUUAGGGGCUCCAGAAUGUACUGUUAAUGGUGUACUGAGAGAAAAUCCUACAUGCGUUACCUUUACUAUCCUUGAUAUAUGCAGAUCUGUUCAACAGGUGUUUUUUUUUUUUCUUCCUAGCAGUGCAAGUCAACACCAUUGCAGGUUUGAAAGGACAAGAAGCCAUGCGUAGCCCCCCCCCUCCCUCCUUCCUAGAUUACUUCCGACCUUACGGCCAAGAUUAUCAAGGUUUUGGGUCGUUGGGUAGAUGGUCGCAGUAUUAGCAUCCGUUUUCCUGGAAUAUUUGGAUGCUGCUUUCACAGAGCACUUCCUCUGUUUUUCCUUAAGCUGCUGAACGGUUGGACCUCUGGGAUUACAGACGUCAACACCUCAAACUAUGAUGAAGGUAUUCAUCUCCUACGAUGGGACGAAGAGCUAAUGUUUUACGUAGAAGAAAAUAGUCCCGCGUCUGUACUGAUUUAUCUGUUUUAAAGCAUCGAUACCUCAUGGGAUAUUAUGGAACGGCAUUCGUAGUUCGUUGUAGCAGAUUGUGUUUUGGUUCCAUACCAGGGUUAGAGUUCGGCCUCAGCAUUCCGUGUGCGUUCGCUCUCAUGUGUCGUGGAAUGCUUAAGCUCGUGUUACCUUCGUAUGUUCGACUGAACCAAAGAUGCCAGCGGCUGUGCCCAAAUGCUGCUCACGGGCUUGGCUUCCUGUCCUUUCAAAAGACACUCCCUGCAAAUUGACAAUAUGUUUUUUUGUCUAUUACUUUUUUGUGUGUGCGAUUUCUCAACUGUCUUGACUUGUUAAGCAACCUUUCAAUGGAUUUUCAUUGAGUCUCUCUGAAGCCGUUCAUGGCAUCAAGGAUGGUUGCAAAUUGUUGUAACUUGUUUUGUUUUUUAUUAUUAUUAUUAUUAUUAGAAGUAGUAUUAGUACAUUAUUGCUAUAAUUUACAAAAAUGAAAAUCCCAUGGUGUGCCUCCUAGCUUUAUGGGUUUAUAAAUGUUUUUUUCCCUAAAGACCAGCAGUUAUACUUUGUAUAAAAGAUGGAUUUUUCCUUAUUUUUUAUGCCAUUAAAGAUGAAAAGCCUGUUUUCGUUACUCUGGACCCAGUAGCUGCACUGGUAUACAAUCGCACUGAUAGAUAAAUAUUAAUUUAAAAAAAAGAGAAUAAAUGAAUCAAUAAUAAUAAUGAUAAUGACGAAUGAAAUAAGAACUACAAUAAACUUGUGUUUGAAGCUUUUAUAUUAAAACAAAAAAAGUUAAAAAGAAAAUAAAAAAAAGAAAAUGACUGUUUUUGUACAUCAAAAAUAAAUUCUUUUCAAAAUAAUAUUUUGGAUCUAGUUUCAAAAUUAUUUUAGUGGUUUUCUAUGUUCAGAAUUUUUGAGACACUGAUUCUAAGACGUGUCACUGUACAAAAGGACUUUCUGGUGCAGUGGCCUGAUGGGCUGGGAGGGUUACCUGGUGUAACUCCUCAUACCAAUUCUUUCUUUUCCUUUUGAUUUUUUUUGAUAUUUUUCUUUAGUAAAUUUUAAAAAAUGUUGAUGGAAUAUUAUGAAUAUGGGAACUUUGAAUCCAUCCCCUGUAGAACUAGACUCUUCCUCCUUUCCUUUUGAAUUGCUGUUAGUGUGACAAGACUUGAAACGGGCAUUUAAUAUGAUAGUAUGACUCCAAAAGAAAAAAAACACAAAAAUAAACACACCAAAAAAAAACGUAAGAAAAAAAAAAAGCAAAAGUGUGGGAAGGGUUGAAAGAAUAUAUAUAGAUGAGUAUGUAAGCAAUGGCUGUGAAGAUAAUGUAGUUUUAAACAUUGUUAUUACCUUUUAAAAUCAUUUAUUCAAUAAAAAAUACAAAAUCAACUGAAAA